AUGGAUCUAGGAGAUACGAGUGUGUUCACCGACGAGCUGCUCAUGGACGGGUAUGAUAAUACCCCGUACCAAGAUUUUUUCCCCGCGUUCAUGCCAGAGAAUGAAGCUGCGAUAGCGGCUGGUGUUAUGGAUGGAAUUGAUGGUGGUGUUGGUUUUGACGUGGGUGUGGCUGCUCUUGGUCCUGGUUCGUCCCCGUUUUCCAUUGGUUCCACCGAUAAGUCCGUCGACAUCAACCGCUUCCACCGUUCCCUUGCCCACGCUUGUGAACCCCUUUUGAGAGAAGCUGCCCGGCAGAGGGGCAUCAUUCUCACGGGAACGGAGGAACCAUGCUCGGACUGCAUGAAGGCGAAGGGAAAGAGGGCGUCGGUGCCGAAGGGGCCGGGAGCGCGGGCGUCGAAGCCACUCGGGCUUGUUCACCUGGACCUGUGUGGACCGUUGGCGCCUUCCCNAGACCUCGGCCCCAUCGAGUGCUUCCCGAUCGACAACGGCACCGAGUGGACCCGCGGCGACUUCCGGCGCUUCUGCGAAAUGGAAUUGAUGGUGGUGUUGGUUUUGACGUGGGUGUGGCUGCUCUUGGUCCUGAGGGGCAUCACUCUCACGGGAACGUUGGAACCAUGCUCGGACUGCAUGAAGGCGAAGGGCAAGAGGGCGUCGGUGCCGAAGGGGCCGGGAGCGCGGGCGUCGAAGCCACUCGGGCGUGUUCACCUGGACCUGUGUGGACCGUUGGCGCCUUCCCUGGGCGGCAACCUCUACCUGUUCGUCGCNGGGCGUGUUCACCUGGACCUGUGUGGACCGUUGGCGCCUUCCCUGGGUGGCAACCCCUACCUGUUCGUCGACAACGACAGCGCCUCGCGGUGGAACAAGUACAACGGCGUCGUCGAGAGCGCCAUCUGGCGCAUCAUGAAGGCCGGCAUGGCCGCUCGCCGCAGCGCUGCCCGUGUGCUCAACGUCGACUACGCCUCCAUCACCGGCCUCGACCCGCGCGGUGACCGUCCUUGGUUGGAAUCUGCGAAGUGGGCCGCCGACGCUCUCAACCAGUCAGCGACCAAGGCCAACCUCGAGCGUCUUUCUCCGCACGAGCCAUUCACCGGUCAGCAGGGGUCGUUCGGCGUGCUGCCGUUCUUCCAGCCCGGCUACAUGCGUGAGGAUCGCCGCACCAAGCUCGACGACCAGGCCGGCGGCGACAACCACCCGAGCGGCACCGUCAAGGUCCUCAAGGCGUCCACCGGCCGCGUCGUCUACACCAACAACGUGUCGUGGGUGACGUCGGCGCCAGCCGGCGAGGGGGGUUCCGCUGGUAUCCCCGCUGCGCCGACGCCUCCCCCGUUCACGCCGGUCGUCUCGAUCAACUUCGGCCCAGCCCCGACGCCUUCGACCGCCGCACAGCCGCCGCCAGCGCCCACGCCCACGCCGUCGUCCGCACCCGCUCCUGGCCAGCCGCCCUCUGCCGCUUCGCCGUCAUCGUCGGCGACCCCCGCUCCAGUUCAGCUACCGCCGUUGCCGCCGCCGCCGCCGCCGCCGCCGGGCCCCGCGUUGCCCCCGCUCUCGGCUCACGCCAUGCGGCAGUUUCGCCCGGGCAAGAAGGCCGAGGGAAUGAAGGACCCGCGGCUGCCAGGCCGCACGAGAUCGGGCACGAGGCACAGNAGUUCAGCUACCGCCGUUGCCGCCGCCGCCGCCGCCGCCGCCGGGCCCCGCGUUGCCCCCGCUCUCGGCUCACGCCAUGCGGCAGUUUCGCCCGGGCAAGAAGGCCGAGGGAAUGAAGGACCCGCGGCUGCCAGGCCGCACGAGAUCGGGCACGAGGCACAGCACAGGGCUCAUCUCGAUGCUGUACAAAAACACUCUGGUAUCGAUGCUGGAGGCCCAGAGCGCCGUGGAAGAGGAGCGCAGGGAGCCGGGGGGAGCGGGGACCGGAGAGCCGGGGGGACCGGAGACCGGAGAGCAGGGGGGAGCGCAGCCGUGGACCUGGGGGCUGGAGGAGCGAGCUUACCACUUGCAUGUGCCACGCUCCUCGCCAGCCGGGAAGACAUCGAUGCCGUGCUGCGCGACCAGCGCCCGCCGGAGCAACGCCCUGAUCUCCCGCACUGCCAGGCGAGCGACCUUCGCAUCCCCAAGAGCUACAAGGAGGCUAUGGCGUCGGAGUACCGGCACCUCUGGGGCGACUCGAUGAAAAGGGAGUUUUUCGGGUUGCUGGAAGCGGGGACUGCCACUAAGGUCAAGGCGAGACUUGUAGCGAGAGGUGAUAUGCAGAGAGAGUACAUUGACUUUGGAGAGUUGUACGCGCCUACCGUUUCUGUUUCGUGUGUCAGGAUGUUGGCAGCGUUGGCGUGCGAGUUGAACCUCGACCUGUGUCAUUUCGAUAUUGAGCAAGCUUUUGUGCGUUCGGAGUUGGAGGAAGACGUGUACAUGCGUUUGCCGCAGGGAUGUGGAGCUCUCUCUGGAAUGAUUGUAAAACUAGGCAAGAGUCUGCUGACGAUUUCUCAGCAGACUUUCACGGAUGAGCUAGCAGCAGAGUAUGGAGUACCAGGGGGAUCUUCGAUGUGGCUGGCGACUCAGACUAGGCCAGACAUUGCGAAUGCAGUAAGGGCAGUAGCUAGAUAUUGCGCGUCUCCGAAGCAGGUGCACUGGGAUGCAGCGAUGGGUAUAUUAGGGUAUGCGAAGAGGACGAGUUACAUGGGUGUUUCAGUUCAGAGAGGUACGAUAGAAGGAUUCAGCUUGCAGGGGUACGCUGAUGCGGACUUUGGGAGCAAGGCAGCAGACCGUAGGUCGGUAUCAGGGAGGAUAGUAAAGUGCGGAGGAGGCGUUGUGUCUUGGUUUUCCAGAACGCAGAAGAAGUGCGUUACGCUUUCGACAACAGAAGCAGAGUAUGUCGCGCUUGGCGAUGUAGUGAAGGAGAUUUUGUUUUUGAGGCAGGUUUGGCGAUUUAUGUUGCCGAAGGUCAGCAUGCCGUGCAUCCCAGUCUUUGAGGACAACCAGGGGGCGAUUCAACUAGCGCAGAACCCCAUCUCGAACUCGAACUCGGAGCACACUGAUGCAAGGCACCAUUUUCUCAGGGAAUUGGUAGAGAGGAAGGAGAUUUCGGUCAUCCACGUGCCGUCUCCGUACCAGCGUGCAUACUUUCUUGCGAAGAGUUUGCCCAAGGAGGAGUUCGAGUCUCACCGUGAUUUUGUGAUGAAUUUGGCAUGGGUUUUUCUUAUUUUUCUGAUGAGUUUGGUUUGGCUUUCGAUUUGA
Molecule: messenger RNA, 3228 nt
Organism: Ectocarpus sp. CCAP 1310/34
Lineage: Eukaryota; Phaeophyceae; Ectocarpales; Ectocarpaceae
Source: the annotation of a GenBank genome assembly